AACAGAGUCCCCAAAAAGUGGAUCUAUACACUAACGGGUCGUUUGUAAAUUUUCCUGACCAAUCAGAAUCUUAUCCGUCUUAUGGGAGGAGUAUGUUGCUAUAGUAAUAUGAAACAAGAAACUGUGAAACGUGAAGUUAGUUAGCUAGCUUUCUUGCUGCCUCGAAUAUGUAACGAAGUCAUAAACCGAUUAGUAAACACCACUAUUGCCUUUGUACUAACGACAACAUAAGACCACCAAAAAUGUCAACCACCAGAGCAAAACUGAAGAAACCCACUCUAAAAGUUACACCAUCUUCCCGGGUAAUGAAUGUCUCAACAUCAGGCGUACUCCGGGUCAACCACAGCUCAACAUAUGCUCGGAGUAUCAAUGCCUCAGUGAGCCGGAAAAGUUUCAGUUUGGCUGCUGACAGUAAAAUCUUGGAUAAAAGCUCUGUUCAAACACCAAAACACACAGUUCAGGUCUUUGACGAAAGUGGCAAGGACGUCACCCCACAGCCUCUCUACCAGCCGGACCCUGCAGCAGUGAUGUCUAAACACAGUAAGAUCUUUGCCAGUGACACCUCUGGUGGCACCAUGUCAGACUUCUACUCUACGGCAUACCAGACAACAACCAACGCUAGCUUCGCUGGGCCCUUUACCAGGUCAGUGUUUGGAAGCAGCACAGUGUCGAGAGGGAGCCAGUCCACGAUGGAGUCGAUGAAUGAAGAGAUUGAGGACCCAUCCUCCAAAAGGGACAUCUCCAUCAGUCUCUCAGAUGUCCAGGUCAGGAGGGAAGAGGUGAAAGAGUUGAUAAAGGAGGAGAUGUUGGACGACGUGGUGGAUCGGUACCUCAUCGAGUCAGAGACCCUCUGGCUACUGCACAUGCCAGCCGUCUCUGUGUCUGUGGACUCUGAGGAAGCUGAAUCUGUCAAAGAGAGAAACAAUCUGUACAUGGAGCUGUGUAAGAACAGAAUGGGGAAUGAUAAGUACGUGGAGCGUUCCAUGCAGACGUUCAACGGAGCACCCAAGACCAAGGAGGUCCAGAGUGAGGCCAUCACCAUGGUGGAUGCAGCCACCACAGCCACCACCUGGGAUAUGUAUGACUCAUUCCACAGCGCAGGGCUGGGGGAGGCUGCCUUGUCCCCAGACACAGACAAGGCCAGCAUCCCUGAGAUUGUCUCCAACCACAGACUGGACCCCACCAGAGCCCCCGAGAGAACCAUGUCUGUCAUCAGCACCACUAGCAUAGCGAGUGCCUCUAGCUCGCGGAUCGAGAUAGAGCCUUUCGUGGUCCCGUCUGAAGAUGAACCGGACCCGGAACUGAUUCUGCAGUCAGAGAAGUUCCAGCAGGAUCUGUUCGUGAUGGAAAGGAUCAUUCUGGAGAACAUCUACCAGCCGAAGCUGGCUGCAUACAGACAGCUCCCCACAUUGGAAGAUCCUGACAGUGUGCCCAAGGUUGUGCCCACGGUGGUGAGCAGGAGAGAGGAGAGUUCCCUGGAUGAGGAGAGCACUCUGACCCCGGCACUGGAGCGCCUCUGGUCCUUCAGCUGUGAGCUGACUUCAGGACACAACGUCAGCAGUAUGGCCUGGAACAAGAGGAACGCCGACCUUCUUGCAGUGGGGUAUGGACAGUUUGACUUCAAAGACCAGAAAUCAGGCCUGAUCUGCUGCUGGUCUCUGAAGAACCCCACGUGGCCUGAGAGGGUCUUUACCUGUGAGAGUGGAGUGACUACUUUGGACUUUUCAGCAAGCAAUGCCAGCCAGCUAGCAGUGGGGAUGCAUGAUGGCAGCAUAGCCACCUACAAUGUCAAGAGCAGAGAGAAGACACCCGUCAUCGACAGCAGUGACUGUGCCCACAAGCACACAAGCCCUGUGUGGCAGGUAAGGUGGAUCGACCAUGAGAGGGGUGCCUCAGGGGAGGACAAGGGAGAGACACUCAUCUCUGUGUCUGCAGACGGCAGGAUCAGCAAGUGGUUCCUGCGGAAAGGCCUCGACUGCAUAGACCUGAUGAAGCUGAAGAGGACGAGGAAUGAAAAAGCCAAGAAGCAGGCUGGAGACAAAGAGAGGAAGAGCGAGGCACUCAUAUCACGGCAGGCGCCGGGGCUCUGUUUUGACUUCCAUCCCACGGACUCCAACAUCUACCUUGCUGGUACAGAGGAGGGCCACAUCCACAAGUGUUCCUGUUCCUAUAAUGAACAGUUCCUGGAGACCUACAUAGCACACAAAGGCCCUCUGUACCGGAUCACAUGGUCUCCGUUCUGCUCAGAUGUCUUCCUGAGCUGCUCCUCUGAUUGGACGAUCCAGCUGUGGCGGCAGGACCUGUUCACUCCCGUGCUGGGCUUCACCUCGACCCAGAGUGCCGUCUAUGAUGUCAUGUGGUCCCCCAAGUGGGCCACCGUGUUUGGGGCCGUUAACGAGGGACGCGUGGAGAUCUGGGACCUGGGAGCCAGCAUCCUGGACCCCACCAUAGUGAGCCUGGCCAGUCCCGGGGUGAAGCUGACCUCCCUGCUGUUUGCUACUGAGACAGACUGUAUUCUAGUGGGGGACAGUGACGGACAGGUCAGCGUCUACCAGCUCAAGAACCUCACCGUAGGAGAGGGAACACAGGUGGACGCGUUAGAGGACAUCAUCGGCUCCACCCUGGCCAGUCAGCUGUGAGAGGGACAGACCCAGCCAUGGGUGGAGGGACACACCGGGACUAUGUAUCCCCUAAAGCCUGCCUCAUCCACUAUGUCAUCAUCGGCUGUCUGUCGCCAUAGUGUUUGGUCCCCAAGGACUGCAUCUUUGUCUCUUUUUAUAUUGAGAAAAAGAACAUGAUCAUUUUUCAUUACCAUAAAACAUGUUUCGUCUCUGCUUGUCACUCACGGUCUCUCAAAGUUUAGAUCAAUAUCUAGAUCAGUCCGAUUUUUCUUUGUCUUGUUUUUAUAUUCAUCUGGCCCAAUGCCCAGUUUCCCCAGUUCCAGUCUUGAAUAAUAGCUGAAAUAUCUGGAAUUGAUUAUAUCCAUUUCAAAGGAGGUUCUGCCUGAUUCUAUGUUGCUGCUGAUCUUGUUGACCCAGUCAUAAAGAAAGCUGUCUUUGAGCUUGUUUUGAUGAAGAGCAAUGGAGGAUCUCUGAGUGACACACACGAAACGCAUCCCAAGGAUACUUUUUUCAGAAAGCUGAAAUGCCAUGCAUCUCUUUUUCAUCUUCCCAAACCUGCAUCUUUGGCUGUCCGGCCCUCAUCGCCACAGCAACGUCCCUGUUUUGUAUGAUAGUCAUUGUGUGUGUACUGUAUGGAGAGCACUGUGUUUUUGAGCAUGCUGUUACUCUGCAGUGCUGUGUGUGUAUAUGAGUGUGUUCAUGUGUAUUAAGAGUGUAGCCUGUCUAAAGAGCUUCUGUUGCAUCGAGAUCCAGACACACGCACACCCCACUCAGCCUCCCAUACCUCCGCUAAUGGCUGUCAUUAUGUAGUCAAGGGCUUUCCCUGACAUUUGAAAGUAGGUGUUGUUAACCGUCAUUGUUAUGUGGGUAAAAAGGCUAAUACGGACUGGAGUCUACUGCUUCAGGAGCAAAUGGGCAGAAAAACAUAAAAACCUGGUAAAGUGGACAUCUGACAGGAGUCACAUGACAGUAGUAAACAGAUCAUAUGCCAUUAUGACUGCUAUCUCUGUCAUGGGUGUCGUAGGGUAGAGACCAAGACGCAGCGGGAAAAUGUACACUCAUCUUUUU
Salmo salar (Atlantic salmon) is the source of this 3689-nucleotide messenger RNA. It is a transcript of the gene dnai4, whose product is annotated as dynein axonemal intermediate chain 4. Lineage: Eukaryota; Metazoa; Chordata; Actinopteri; Salmoniformes; Salmonidae. Gene Ontology annotation, molecular function: dynein light chain binding; dynein heavy chain binding. Gene Ontology annotation, cellular component: axonemal dynein complex. Gene Ontology annotation, biological process: cilium movement. The record is from RefSeq and is a predicted model, not a curated record.